Populus nigra (black poplar) is the source of this 2264-nucleotide messenger RNA. RefSeq names its product 3-ketoacyl-CoA synthase 11. Gene Ontology annotation, cellular component: membrane. The record is from RefSeq and is a predicted model, not a curated record. Gene Ontology annotation, molecular function: acyltransferase activity, transferring groups other than amino-acyl groups. Gene Ontology annotation, biological process: fatty acid biosynthetic process. The transcript has 2 exons. Bases 424 to 1962 code for a protein of 512 amino acids. Lineage: Eukaryota; Viridiplantae; Streptophyta; Magnoliopsida; Malpighiales; Salicaceae.
GACAACUGGAAUGCCUCCGGAAGAGAAGACAGGACCCACCACUUGCAACAAUGUUUUGCCGCACGACACCUCAAAAGCACGAGCACAACACAAACAAAAGCACAAAAGUCUGAUUUUUACAAGACACGAAAGUGCUUUCAGGUUUCCCUCACUCAUGUCCUUUGGUUUUUCAGAUGAGAUAGGGUAUCCAUUUCUCUUCAGAUUUCUCAUUCAAGGGGUGUUAAGGUUCUUUGACUUCUUGCUUUUGCAUUGCCUGAGUCUGAUGCAAAAGUUUCUGUUUUGAUCUUCUGUAUUGAUCCUUAAAGCAUAUUUGGGGUUUAAGCCCCUUUCCUGUCGGCUUUUGAAAAUCCUCAAAGAUUCCAAUUCCUAUCGUAGGAUACUUCUGAUUUUGGCCACCUUUGUUGAUCAACGAAUCAAGCAACAAUGUCUGAAUCAAAUCAAACUAAACCCUUGAUCCAGCCAUCAUCUUUGAGAAAACUCCCUGAUUUCAAGCAAUCAGUGAAGUUGAAAUAUGUGAAACUUGGCUAUCAUUACCUUAUUACUCAUGGGAUGUUCCUGUUUUUAUCACCUAUUGCCGUCGUUAUUGCGGCACAGCUAUCUACAUUCUCGAUCCAAGAUCUACAUGAUCUUUGGUACCAUCUUAAAUUCAAUCUCAUAUCCGUGAUCCUCUGUUCGACCCUCCUCGUGUUUUUGUUGACCCUUUAUUUCCUUACCCGACCUCGCCCUGUUUACCUAGUGAAUUUUUCAUGCUAUAAGCCUGAUGAUUCUAGGGAAUGUACUAGGAAGAUUUUUAUGGAUAGAUCGAAGUUAACAGGUGUUUUCACUGAGGAGAGCAUGGAGUUCCAAAGGAAAAUUCUUGAGAGGUCUGGUCUUGGGGAGUCGACUUAUCUCCCCGAGGCUGUCUUGAGAGUCCCUCCAAAUCCGUGCAUGGCUGAAGCAAGGAAGGAAGCUGAGGCUGUAAUGUUUGGUGCAAUCGAUGAGCUGCUUAAGAAGACAUCUGUGAAACCGAAAGAUAUUGGAAUUCUGAUUGUGAAUUGCAGCUUGUUUAACCCAACACCAUCCUUGUCCGCCAUGGUGAUCAACCAUUAUAAGCUAAGGGGGAAUAUUCUUAGUUAUAAUCUUGGUGGUAUGGGUUGUAGUGCUGGUUUGAUAUCGAUUGAUCUUGCCAAACAUCUCCUUCAAGCGCAUCCUAACUCUUAUGCUUUGGUUAUUAGCAUGGAGAACAUCACCUUGAAUUGGUAUUUUGGGAAUGAUAGGUCAAUGCUUCUCUCAAAUUGCUUGUUUAGAAUGGGAGGGGCAGCUGUUUUGCUUUCAAAUAAAAGAUCUGACUGGUGGCGUUCUAAGUACCAAUUGGUUCAUACUGUUAGAACAAAUAAGGGCGCUGAUGAUAAGUGUUUCUCCUGUGUUACUCAACAAGAGGAUUCUACUGGAAAGGUUGGGGUUUCUUUAUCGAAGGACUUGAUGGCAGUUGCAGGGAAUACUUUAAAGACUAAUAUCACUACCCUUGGCCCUCUUGUUUUGCCCAUGUCUGAACAGCUGCUCUUUUUUGCCACAUUGGUGGGGAAAAAACUCUUUAAGAUGAAGUUAAAGCCAUACAUCCCGGAUUUUAAAUUGGCGUUUGAGCAUUUCUGCAUUCAUGCUGGGGGGAGAGCGGUGCUGGAUGAAUUGGAAAAAAACCUACAGCUUUCAGAUUGGCAUAUGGAACCUUCCAGGAUGACACUCUAUCGAUUUGGCAACACUUCAAGCAGCUCUCUUUGGUAUGAAUUGGCUUAUUCAGAAGCCAAAGGGAGGAUAAAGAAGGGAGACAGAACAUGGCAGAUCGCUUUUGGGUCUGGGUUCAAGUGUAACAGUGCUGUCUGGAAGGCUCUGAGGACCAUAAACCCAGCCAAGGAGAAAAACCCAUGGAUGGAUGAGAUCCACCAGUUCCCAGUUGAUGUUCCAAAGUUUUCAGCCAUACAGUAGAUGCAACAGUUCCAUUGGUUGGCAGGGGUAUGUUUCCGUGAUGGUAACAGCAAUCAUCGAGUUAUGAAGCCUUUCUCAUGUAUUUUUGCUUUUGCAGCAGAUUUAUUAGAGAGUGAUUAGAGAGUUAUGAACUCUGACUUACUAGUAUAAGUUGUUUGGUCGUGACUUGAAACUAGGCUAUCCUCCGUUGAGCAGAAAGCAAUUCAUUCAUCCUAUUUGUUGCAGUUGAUGCUUUUCCUUUCUGACAUUGCUCGUGUUGUUCUAGCUCCCGUUUUUAGAAAUCUACUAUGGCAUUAUAUUCA